ACAGCCAUGUGUAACAUACCACUGACAGUACCACAUGCCAGACACUCAGCGCCGUUAGAUCAGCUCGACUUCGAGAUCGAUGCGAUCGUACAGUACAGCUGUUUUCCGGGCUAUGAGUCCAAGGGAUUCACGGAAGCCAAGUGCCUAUUCUAUAACAAUACCGCUCAAUGGUUUGGACCCGACUUGAAAUGCAUUCCCAAAAGUUGUGGACAUCCCGGGGAUAUAGAGAAUGGCGUUCGUGAUGGUGUGGCCCAUACAUUCACGUCACGGAUCACUUAUGGAUGCAAUGAUGGAUACGAAUUAGUCGGAAGGGCUAAUAGAUAUUGUCAAUCAAACGGCCAGUGGAGUGGUGUCCUGCCCUCGUGUCGG
Molecule: messenger RNA, 369 nt
Organism: Oppiella nova
Lineage: Eukaryota; Metazoa; Arthropoda; Arachnida; Sarcoptiformes; Oppiidae
Source: the annotation of a GenBank genome assembly